Messenger RNA from Carica papaya (papaya), 1315 nucleotides. Its product is annotated as Protein phosphatase 2C family protein. Gene Ontology annotation, biological process: protein dephosphorylation. The record is from RefSeq and is a predicted model, not a curated record. NCBI's taxonomy places the organism in Eukaryota, Viridiplantae, Streptophyta, Magnoliopsida, Brassicales, Caricaceae. Gene Ontology annotation, molecular function: protein serine/threonine phosphatase activity.
CGUGUCAAGACGACAACGCUGCUCGUCUUUCACCCUCUACACUUGUCUCUCCGCGUACCACCCUUGAUUCCUCUUCCCAUCUCUCUCAUCUUCCUUCGUCUCGGCCACUGUGCCCGCGUCAUACCCACUUUCUGAAUUUUGUAUUAUUCGCCGUUAAUCAACAUAUUUUGUCUCUAUAUAUAUAUACCCACGUAACCCAGUAGCCAUGAUCGCUAGAGAAUUCCUUCACAGGUUGAAGAUGUCUGUCAAGCAAAAGUUAGGUUCAUCACAGAUUGAUUCUGGGAAAGGGAAGAGUAAGAUGUCAAAGCAAAUAACACAUGGUUAUCACUUAGUAAAGGGGAAAGCUCACCAUGCCAUGGAAGAUUACGUUGUUGCAAAAUUCAAGGAAGUUGACGAAAACGAGCUUGGUUUAUUUGCAAUUUUUGAUGGUCAUCUCAGCCACGAAAUUCCGGACUACUUAUGCUCGCAUUUAUUUGAUAAUAUACUGAAUGAGCCUGAUUUCUGGUCAGAGCCAGAGAAAGCAAUCAGGAGAGCAUAUCGUAUUACUGAUACUAAAAUAUUGGACAAGGCAGUUGAUUUGGGAAAGGGGGGUUCAACAGCUGUGACAGCAAUACUGAUCAACUGCCAGAAGCUGAUAGUGGCUAAUGUUGGUGAUUCUCGUGCUGUUAUUUGCAAGAAUGGUGUUGCCAAACAGCUGUCAGUUGAUCAUGAACCAAACAUGGAAAAGGAGAUCAUUGAGAAUAGAGGUGGUUUUGUAUCAAACUUCCCAGGGGAUGUUCCGCGUGUUGAUGGGCAGUUGGCAGUGGCAAGAGCAUUUGGUGACAAGAGCAUAAAGGUACAUCUAAGUUCAGAACCAGAUGUUGCAAUGGAAAAGAUAUACGAUGAUACUGAGUUUGCUAUCUUGGCUAGUGAUGGGCUAUGGAAGGUAAUGACUAAUCAAGAAGCAGUGGACUCUGCCCGGCACGUGAUUAAGGAUGCUCGGUCUGCAGCAAAGCACCUUACAGAAGAGGCUCUUGCUAGGGGUAGCACAGAUGAUAUUUCUGUCAUAGUUGUGAAGUUUUAAUGGUAAGAUAAUAUUUGUUUCACAUUGCCAAGAACCUGACAUAAGGGUGGACUGAAGGUAAAGUUUCUGCGAACCUUAAUUUGAAAAGUAAAAGAAAAGAAAAAGAUGAAGAAGAAGAAAUGUAUAAUGGACUGUACAGCACUAUAAGUUAAAAAAAUUCUGCCUGUUAGUGUUGGACAAGCAGUACAGUGGCAGAGUGCCUUAUGCUUUUCCAAUCCAAAUGGACAAAUCGAUUUAAUCUCUUUUCUACUC